Molecule: messenger RNA, 978 nt
Organism: Salvia splendens (bonfire salvia)
Lineage: Eukaryota; Viridiplantae; Streptophyta; Magnoliopsida; Lamiales; Lamiaceae
Product: probable LRR receptor-like serine/threonine-protein kinase At3g47570
Exons: 2
Coding region: 1-978 (325 amino acids)
Molecular function (GO): protein binding; ATP binding
Source: RefSeq, a predicted model, not a curated record
AUGGGCAUUUCACUUCCCAAUCUUGAAUGGCUUUAUUUGGGUUAUAAUAGACUUGACGGUCCGAUUCCAAGCUCCAUCAACGAUCUCUCUAAACUCAUCAUGUUGGACUUGGGUGUUAACUCAUUCAUCGGCUCCAUUCCGGACUUUGGUAACUUGAAGCACUCGCAAUCCAUAUAUCUCCAUCAAAAUCAUUUGACUGCAGAUAAAUCCCAAACUCAGGAGUUGACAUUUCUCUCUUCGUUAACUAAAUGUCGCAAUUUGAAGUACUUGGCAUUAGCAGACAUUUCAUUGAAUGGUAUCCUACCUGCUUCAAUUGGGGACUUUUCCUCGUCUCUUCAAAGUGGUAUCCCCAGCUCAAUUGGUGGUUGCCUGUCAUUGGAGCAUUUCUACUUAUCAAAUAAUUCAUUGGAGGGUUCUAUUCCCCAAUCCUUAGGAAGUGUUAGAAAUUUGAUAACAAUAUAUUUAUCUUACAAUAAUCUUUCUGGAUCUAUACCCAAGUCAUUAGAAGACCUUCAUUUCCUUGAGUAUUUCAAUGUUUCUAACAACAAAUUGGUGGGGGAGAUUCCAGAAGGGGGUUGUUUUGGUAACUUGAGUAAUAAGUCUUUUUCCAACGAUCAUGCCCUUUGUGGUCUAAUAAGAUUUGAAGUUCCACUUUGCAUAGAAAAUCAUCAUGGAUCAAGAAGAUUGAAAAAAUUUAUGGUGCCUUCAGGGGUUUUAGUUGUGACUAUGGUGGUGAUUGUCAUCCUUGUGUUUACAAAGAAAUGCAAACCGAAGAAAUCACCACUGCUUCCUACUGCUAUUUCACCGAUGACUGAAUAUAGAAGAGUUUCUUACGUAGAACUAGAGUGUGGAACAAGUGGUAUUAGCGAGAGCAACCUUCUUGGAAAAGGAAGUUUUGGUUCAGUAUUUGAAGCAACUCUUUCUGAUGGGUUGAAAGCUGCAGUAAAAGUUUUCAAUUUGCAAUUACAAGGGGGUUGA